GUGAUAGUUUAUGUGAAGUGACGACAGCAGUCAAUACGUUGUCGACAUUGACGACAACAGCAUCGAUGAGUGGUGUUAUAAGUAGUGGUCGAGGAAGUAGUGGUAUGUCUGAUAGGAUCACAUUAGUGGUGGAAAAUACACGGUUUGUGGUCAGUCGUGAUUUGUUUACUUCGAGAAAGGAAACGAUGUUAUACUCGAUGUUUCACUCGUCUGCAAGUCUGACAAAAGCCAAUCCAAAGGGAGAGUUCGAGUUCGAGGGCUUUUCGGCCACAGUUUUCAAGACAAUACUUGAGUACUACAAGACAGGACUUAUCAAAUGUCCUCCCAGUGUGACAGUGCCAGAGCUUAGGGAGGCCUGUGACUACUUUCUCAUCCCUUUUGAUGCAUCGACUAUUAAAUGCCAUAAUUUAAGAGGACUACUACAUGAGCUGAGCAAUGAAGGCGCCAGAAGUCAGUUCGAGAAGUUCGUCGAAGAGAGGAUUUUGCCAGAAAUGGUUACUUCAGCCAAACGUGGCGACAGAGAGAGUCAUAUCGUAAUACUUUUGAAUGAAGAUGUGGUCGAUUGGGAUGAAGAAUAUCCGCCACAAACCGGUGAAGAAUAUUCACAGAUUAUAUACUCAACACCUAUGUAUCGGUUCUUUAAAUACAUAGAAAAUCGUGACGUUUCUAAACAAGUACUUAAAGAAAGGGGACUUAAAAAAAUUAGACUCGGAAUUGAAGGAAAUGACAACAAAUGGACUGCCAAUAUAGUGACACUUAAAUCCAUAACCAAUUUAUCGGUUGAUAGUAUUGAACAAAAAUGAGUUGUUUUGUAACCAAUCCAUAUGUCUAAUCAAUAACAAUAAUAUUGUUAUAUUUAUAAGAGAGACUAUAUUUGGACAAACACUUCCUUACAAUUUUAAAAUCAGUUUAAAAACUAUUUAAA
Messenger RNA from Oppia nitens, 925 nucleotides. RefSeq names its product BTB/POZ domain-containing protein 10-like. NCBI's taxonomy places the organism in Eukaryota, Metazoa, Arthropoda, Arachnida, Sarcoptiformes, Oppiidae. Bases 66 to 803 code for a protein of 245 amino acids. Gene Ontology annotation, biological process: positive regulation of phosphorylation. The transcript has 6 exons. Gene Ontology annotation, cellular component: cytoplasm. Gene Ontology annotation, molecular function: protein binding. The record is from RefSeq and is a predicted model, not a curated record.